AUGGCAGAGGCAAUGCAAAGUUGUAACGUUAAUCAAAGAUUCUUGCCGUCGAUGAAAAGUGACAAAAAAACCCUGGAUUUUAAUUGGUGUGAAUAUAUUCUGAAUGUUCUAAGGCGUACAAGAAGACAAUGGCCUGGAAAUGACAAGCUCUUCAAUGGACCUAUUGCAUUGUUAGCGAUUCUAUAUGCUUGCAAAAAACAAGGAUUUGACGAUGCUGAAAACACUGAAGAGUUCUCUCUAGAUAAAAUUAACUUUCCAACAUCACAAGAAUUUGAAGAUGAAUUGGAAAUUGUUGCGCAAAAUGAGGGGAGAGGUCUUAAAGAUGGGGAGGAGGAGGAUGAAUUUUAUGUUUAUCCAUCUGAAUCCGAGAAUGAAAAUGAAGAAAUUUUUCAAGAUGAAUCUGAAGAAAAAGAUGAAGACGAUGCUGAAGAACAACCAAACAUCAAUAUCAACUCAGAAGAGAUAGAAGAUGGAAACACCUUACUUAAAGCUGCAACAGACUGGAUUGAACAAGAGGAUCAAGAGGAUGUUCAAAACAGCCAACUUAAAACCAAUGAAACUGAGAAAGCACAAACAGAAAGUGGAGCAUCAUGGGGGCAAUUCUUCAUAAAACCAUCUGAAGGAAAUAAAGAUAAAAUGUGGGUAGACAGUCAAUGCCGAUUGCGUAAUUUCAUGCCAUCACAAAUUCAAAGUGAAGGUCUUUCUGACAUUCAUUCAACAAAAAGUGGCGAUGAAAAUAUGAAGAACAUUGAAGGUAAAAAAUCAAAUGAAGAAUAUGUUGUGUCUGCCUUGGAUUAUCAUUUUAAAGGAUUUGAAGAAGUUUUCGAAAGCAUUGAAUCACGCAUAGAUGAGAUCAUUGAAGAAUAUCCAAACAGUGAAGUUGUUCAUAACAAAGUAAGCGAAUGGGCGUCAUUGAUUGAAAAAUUCAACAAUCAAGCUAAAAAGCACAAGAAAGUUAAUGUUGAUUCAACUCUGAUCGAAACACCAUCAAGAUUUCUAAACUUGAGCCAAAAUGAAGAUACCGAAAAUCAAAUCAUUUCAACUCCAUUGAUUGUAAAACGCAAUGAUGAUGCUACAAAACGCAAUGAAGAUAACACAGCUGUAGUCCAGCCCUCAAAUCCAGAAAAAAAAAUCAUUGAGAAUGAACCUACAUCGAGUCUGCAAACACACAUUGAAAACCCUUCAUUGGUACAAUCAUCAUUUAGCGAAGAAACUCCAUCAUUAAUGUUGGAGAUAAUAAAAAAGACAGAUGAAGAAGAAAAAAAUCAAAUCAAAAAAAAAAUUCAAAAUGAUGAGGUACCAUCCUUUGAUUUGAAAAUUUCUCAGUUGUCUUCAAAUGUGGAUGAAAAUGAAGUGGAAGUGGAUACUACUCGCCACGCUCCACAAACCGAAAUUCAAACGGAAUCUGAAAAUAAAACAAUCGAAAAAGAAGUUCAAAUUACUGGAAUAGAAACAAUGUUUGAAAGAAUUGAAGAACAGAAAACUGAAAAGGAAUCAGUGAUCUAA
Molecule: messenger RNA, 1506 nt
Organism: Helianthus annuus (common sunflower)
Lineage: Eukaryota; Viridiplantae; Streptophyta; Magnoliopsida; Asterales; Asteraceae
Product: FK506-binding protein 5-like
Exons: 3
Coding region: 1-1506 (501 amino acids)
Source: RefSeq, a predicted model, not a curated record